ACUUCAGCCUUAUCUGUGUGGAAGGCUGUUAAUGUGGCGGGGGCGUACACAGCAGGACUCUCCUCUGCUGUCCUGCGGUAACAUUGUUGUGGAACGACGUCACAGCUCAAAAAUGAAGGCGCAGAGGCAGCCAUUACUGGAGCUUCUAUAAUUAUUUUAUUUCACAUAAAUAUUCGCAGAAAACUCCCAUGGCAAGAGCGACAAGUCAGCUGUAUGAUGUUGUGCCCAUUCAGCCCAACGUUGUCAUCUGUUCCUGCUCACAUCCAUCAAUGGUAAGAAACCACCCUGACUCCUGCUCGCCACUUGCUAUCCCAGGCGCAAGCAGCCGUCACUGCUCCGGUAUGGAAGGCCCAGCUGCAGAGGCUUGUGCUGUAGGAGCGCCUGCAAACAGCCAGAGCUCAGAGGCCUGCAAGCAGCCGGCCAUCCAGCCGGCUCAGCCACGCAAGAAGAAGCCAGAGGACUUCAAGUUUGGCAAAAUACUGGGAGAGGGCUCCUUCUCAACGGUUGUCCUUGCAAGAGAGCAUGCCACAGGCAAAGAAUUUGCAAUUAAGAUUUUAGAGAAACGCCACAUUAUGAAGGAGAAUAAAGUCCAGUACGUGAAAAGAGAAAGGGAUUUGAUGUCAAGCCUUGAUCACCCAUUCUUCGUCAAGCUCUACUUCACAUUUCAAGAUGAUGAGAAGUUGUAUUUUGGGCUCAGUUAUGCUAAAAAUGGCGAACUCCUGAAAUACAUACGCAAAAUUGGUUCCUUUGAUGAGACCUGCACUCGGUUCUACUCGGCUGAAAUAGUUUGUGCAUUAGAGUACUUGCAUAUUAAGGGGAUAAUACACAGAGACCUGAAACCAGAAAAUAUUCUUCUGAGUGAAGACAUGCACAUCCAAAUAACAGAUUUUGGAACAGCAAAACAGUUAUCAUCAGACAGUAAACAAGCCAGAGCAAACUCUUUUGUUGGAACAGCACAGUACGUUUCCCCCGAGCUGCUAACAGAGAAGUCGGCCUGCAAAAGCUCUGACCUGUGGGCUUUGGGGUGUAUUAUCUAUCAGCUGGUGGCUGGUCUACCUCCAUUCAGAGCUGGAAACGAAUACCUUAUAUUCCAGAAGAUAAUAAAGCUGGAGUAUGAAUUUCCUGAGAAAUUCUUUCCCAAAGCCAAGGAUCUUGUUGAACAGCUUUUGUCAUUGGAUCCAUCCAAGCGAAUUGGAUGUGAAGAGAUGGGUGGGUAUGAGCCACUGAAGCAGCACCCCUUCUUUGAUACCAUUUCCUGGUGUGACCUGCACCUACAAACGCCCCCAAAGCUUACACCUUACCUCCCAGCUAUGUCUGAAGAUGAUGAGGACUGCUAUGGAAAUUACGAUGACCUCCUGAGCCAGUUCAGCAACAUGCAGGUGGCCCAGUCCAGCUCAUCGCAGUCGCUGUCGCCACACGACUCAACUCCCCCACAGAGGUCAAGCAGCAACAUUGAACAGUACAUCCACGACCUGGACAGCAACUCCUUUGAGCUCGAUCUACAGUUCACUGAAGAAGAAAAGAGGUUGUUGCUUGACAAACAGACCAUUGGGAACCCUUGGCAUCAGUUUGUGGAGAAUAACCUGAUCCUGAAAAUGGGCCCAGUGGAUAAACGCAAAGGUCUUUUUGCACGUCGGCGGCAGCUCCUUCUCACGGAAGGACCACACCUGUACUACGUGGAUCCUGUCAACAGGGUUCUGAAAGGGGAGAUUCCUUGGUCCUUAGAGUUACGCCCCGAGGCCAAGAACUUCAAAACCUUCUUCGUUCACACGCCUAAUCGGACAUACUAUUUGAUGGACCCCAGUGGAAAUGCAGACAGGUGGUGCAAGAAGAUCCAGGAAGUGUGGAGAAAGAUUUAUCAAAGACACCAAAACCCUGGCGUGUAGGAGCCGAAUAAAUUCUGUCCUCACUCCUUUUUUUUUCUUUUUCUUUUUUCUUUUAAUUUUAAGAUCUGAGGCCAAUCACUGAGCAGAGUAAUGCCCUUUUUAGUGCCCUUCAUCCCAUCAGUGUAAACAAACUAUUCAGGUUGCUGGCAUCUAGACCUCUUUUAGAAGAACCAUGGGAAAAAUACAAAUUUUGAAUUCUUUGUUGCUUUGCUUGUUCUUAGUGCUCUUUGUCAAGCUUCUACUCACGCUGUCCAUGUAUGGAAUAGAACUCCACAAUGCACAUCUGCUUUAUAAACACGAAGGGUUAGGAGGUAGGCAGGCUUGUCUUGUAGCGUAAUGCUAGUUUGGGUACUGCUAGGAUUAUCUCAUGUGCAGGAGCUGUUUUCUUAAAAGAUAACACUAUUUAAACUUUCACAACCCAGGGCCUACCAACGUACAUACAACUGUAAUCUCACCCUUCAUUGUAUUUGCAAGCUGUAGUUAUUCAGUCUGGCGCUUAUCCUAUCAAACCCGGCACACGUACCACACAUGUUUUUUUGUUUUUGUGUCAGAGCCCAGGUGUUCCUCCCUGCCUUCAAUUGAGUUGUUGUUUUUUUUCCCCCUGUCUCUUGGUACUUGCUUAUUGCAGCCUAUUUUAGGUCUCUGGGUAACAAAGCAGAGCUCUGGUCUGCAGUGAGACAUGGGUCUGAACCCGCUUCUAAAGUAGGAGCCUCCAGAGCUGCUACUGAGAAUGGUUCACAUGGUGGGUAAACAUGCCACUAGUUACUACUUCUCAAUACCAACUUGCAUUUUUCCUGCAUGGCUCUUUUUGUAGAUCAAAUUUGUCUGCUUCUUUUCUUAGGGCACUGGAGAUAUUUUUUAUUCAAGAUGGGUAUUUGAUUGCGUUGGCAACCAUAGUAUCUUUGAUUUGAUUGUUUUGUACUAUUCACUGGCUUUGUGGUGUGAAUUCUUUAUUUUAUUUGACUUUUUUAGGUGGAGUAGCCAGCUUAUUUUCAGACUGUCCUAUUGAAAAUAAAAUCGUAUGUGCUGACCACCUCAUGCUGAACAGUAGACCUCCAUCAUCAGCAGUGCAUACACAUACUAUCAUUCUUGGAAGCAAUCACAGAAAAAGUUGUUGUUCCUUCUCAAUAUGGCAUAACUGUGUGGGUUUACUGGCCCGACUGUUUAGUUCGUUUCCAUUCUGACGUUGGCCCAAUAGAAAUUAAAACAAAUGAUUUAACUUGUGCUCUUGUUUUAGUAAUAUGUAUUAUUAUAAUGCUUUUAAUUUUUUUUUUUUUUUUUUUUUCUCUGGGGUGGGGGGUGGUAUAGUACCUUAAGGUCCUUUCCCAAGGCCCGCUUUCUUCAGCUGAGUCUGUGCACAGUGUGACUGGAGUAUAGCUGAAUAGCCCUGGAGCCCAGGGCUCUGUAUGGUUGGAUGUCAGUUAAAGGCUAACUACCUGACAUAAAUGACCGAUUUAAAGUUGCUGUAUCUGUAUGUUGGGGGGAAAAUUCAGAAAAGUUUUUCCUCUAAAUUGCUAAAUUGUUUGGAUCAAGUGGAUGGCAGUCAGUUACAUUGUGUAUGGAAUAUUCUAUCUGGCUUGUAACUGGCUAGAACUGUGAUGUACAGAUGAUGUAUUAUUAAAUCUGAAGCAAGAAAUGCAAUGAUAUUAGGAUACAGUUUUUGUAUUUUUAUUCUUGUAUAAGGUUAUUGAUGGCUAUUGUUUAGCCUAUAGUUCAUUCUGUGUUAUUUAAAUUCUAAUAUAUGAAUCAUCUUUGGAUUGAAGUCAUGUUCAGGGGCCAUGUUGUGUAUGUAUUGAGAUGUAAAGCCUUUGAAUGUGAAUAAUUAUUGUAAACUAUAAUAUUUUACAGCUUUUUUCUUACUAUAUCAUACAUUUUCUAUUUGCUCAGUGAUUUAAUCAUAUUCUGAUUAUUUAAUGAAUCUGUUCAUUCUCUCUCUGAUUAUUUGUGUGCUAGGUCAGUAGAUUUUGAAUGAUGAAUUUUCCACUUAAUGCUUGGUAGUCCAGUAAUUAAAGCAUGUAGGGAUUUAGGCAUUCAAACGACAACUGCCUCCUGUCUUUUGUUCAGCUACAACACUUCAAAACAGUCCAGUGGCUUUUUCACAUUUUUGAUGCAUGUAAAUAAAGUAUGGGAUCAUC
This is a messenger RNA of Oryzias latipes (Japanese medaka), 4021 nucleotides long. RefSeq names its product 3-phosphoinositide dependent protein kinase 1b (gene pdpk1b). Gene Ontology annotation, molecular function: ATP binding; protein serine/threonine kinase activity. NCBI's taxonomy places the organism in Eukaryota, Metazoa, Chordata, Actinopteri, Beloniformes, Adrianichthyidae. Gene Ontology annotation, biological process: peptidyl-serine phosphorylation; intracellular signal transduction. The record is from RefSeq and is a predicted model, not a curated record.